Molecule: messenger RNA, 1551 nt
Organism: Diaporthe citri
Lineage: Eukaryota; Fungi; Ascomycota; Sordariomycetes; Diaporthales; Diaporthaceae
Exons: 4
Coding region: 1-1551 (516 amino acids)
Molecular function (GO): hydrolase activity, hydrolyzing N-glycosyl compounds
Source: RefSeq, a predicted model, not a curated record
AUGGAGUCGUGGGGAGAUGGCCUCGGCCUCACAGAUAUAAACGGCUCCGUCUUUCGCUCCGCAGUUGAGGCAACAAUGGGUGGUGCUGCUCUCUCCCUCCGGGGGCUUCUCGCCCUGUCCGGCCUCGCCCUCUCGGCGCUCGCCGGCAACGGCCGGACCCGCCAAAGCCAAGGCCUGUGCGAGACGGCCAAGUACGAGAACAAGACGCGCGUGUUUGUCAUGACGGACAUCUCCAACGAGCCGGACGACCAGAUGAGUCUCGUGCGCUUUCUGACCUACGCCAACGAGCUCGACAUCGUCAACAUCGCCGCCGUCACAUCCACGUGGAAGAACGACUCCAUCGACGCGCCCUCCAUCUACGGCGUCUUCGACGGCUACAGCCAGGUCGUCGACACCCUCAACAGCAACGUCCCCGAGGCCGGGUCCUACCCCCCAGCAGAUGAGGUCGCAGCGAAGCUCGUCACCGGACACUCGGUGUACGGCCUAGCUGCGCUGGACGAGCCGACGCCCAGCAACGCGUCGACGGCGCUCAUCGCUGGCGUGGAUGCCAGCGAGGAGCCUCUCUGGGUGCUUGCCUGGGGCGGAGCCAACGUGCUGGCCGAGGCGCUGAACCAAGUCAGGAAUGAGAGGAGCGAGGAGGAACUCGCGGCCUUCGUGCGCAAGAUCCGGGUGCACUCCAUCUCGGACCAGGACGACGCCGGUGCUUGGAUCCGGACCAACUUCCCCACGCUCUUCUACAUCGUGUCUAUUCACGGCUUCAGCGAGUACGCCAUCGCUACCUGGAACGGGAUCUCGGGCGAGCUCUUCCGGCACUUCGACAAGGGCGGCCCGGACUCGUCGCUGGUGAGCAACGAGUGGCUCGAGGAGCACAUCCGCAUCGGGCCCCUGGGCGCGCACUACCUCAACUGGUCCUUCAUCAUGGAAGGGGACACCCCGUCCUUCCUGGGCCUCAUCCCCAACGGGCUCAACGCGCCCGAGCACCCGGAGUGGGGCGGCUGGGGCGGCCGCUACAUCCUGAUGGUGUCGUCGGGCGCCGAGGGCACCUUCAGCGACGCGGCCGACUGGGCCAUCGGCGUCAACAACGAGACCUACUUCAGCCAGUUCGCCUCCAUCUGGCGCUGGAGGGAGGCCUACCAGUACGACUUUGCCGCGCGCAUGCAGUGGACCGUCGACGAGGGCGGCGCGGCCAACUCGACUGCCGCCGCGCCGAACCACCAGCCCGUGGCCGUCGUCAACGGGUCGUGUGGCACUCUUCAGAUCCCGUACACGAUCGGCGAGUCUGUCGUGCUGGACGCCUCUGAGUCCUGGGACCCGGAUGGAGAUGAGCUGUCGUUUGACUGGUUCCACUACCGCGAGCCUACGUUCCGCCUCGAGGGUGAUAUCCCGCGCAUCUCGCCUAAUGUGACCUUUGACGCCCUUGAUGCCACUGGGUCGGUUGUGAAUGUCACGCCUAAUGAUAAUGAGACGAUGCAUAUCGUCCUGACUGUGCACGAUGGCCAGCCUAUGAAGCUGUCCUCGUACAAGCGGGUCAUCCUGGUUCCUCAAUCCUAA